Colletotrichum godetiae is the source of this 1131-nucleotide messenger RNA. Its product is annotated as cytochrome c/c1 heme lyase-domain-containing protein. The record is from RefSeq and is a predicted model, not a curated record. Gene Ontology annotation, biological process: cytochrome c-heme linkage. Gene Ontology annotation, molecular function: holocytochrome-c synthase activity. The transcript has 2 exons. Gene Ontology annotation, cellular component: mitochondrion. Lineage: Eukaryota; Fungi; Ascomycota; Sordariomycetes; Glomerellales; Glomerellaceae. Bases 1 to 1131 code for a protein of 376 amino acids.
AUGUCAGACUCCAGCAACGGCGCGGCACCCGAGACGUGCCCCGUCGACCACAAAGCCCGCGAAGCCUGGCUCCAGCACGCCCGCGCCUCGAACCCGGACGCAGCGCAUCUUCCUCACCCGCCGCACCCGAUACCCCCGACCCAGGCGGGGUCACCACAGUCGCAGCAUGCGCAGUCUUCAUCCUGGACGCAGUCCCUGCUAUCUCUGACGCCCUUCUCCUCUUCCUCGGCCCCGCCGCCCCCAACGGGCACGAAUGCCUCCGCGACACAACCUCCCUCCGGCCCCGCCGACGCCGCCGCCGAAGUCUGUCCCGUAGACCACAAGUCCCGCGAAGCCUGGCUCGAACAAGCCCGCGCCGCCUCCGCCGCGAACGCCUCGUCAAAUCCUCACCCACCACACCCCGCUGACCUACACACAAACCCCCACCAAACACUCGCGGCCGCGCCAUCAUCAUCACAGCCCUCGCAAUCAUGGACACAGUCCCUAAAGUCCUACAUCCCCUUCACCUCCUCCGCAGCACCCAUACAAACAGACGCAUCGAAAAUCCCACCCUCCGCAACAGCCGUCAAAUCAGGCCUCGACACCGACCGCGAAGUCUCGACGAUCCCCCGGACAGCAACCUCAGCGUACCCAGGCACCAGCCGCCCCUCCAACCACGAACAGGAGACGGGCUCCGAUGAGGCGACGGGGAACUGGAUCUACCCUUCCCAAAAGAUGUUCUUUGACGCGAUGAAGCGCAAGGGCCACGAUACCCGCGCACAAGACAUGGCAACAGUGGUGCCGAUCCACAACGCCGUCAACGAGAGGGCGUGGAAGGAGAUUAAAGAAUGGGAGGCGCCUUACCUCGAAGGCACAGCCUGCGACGGCCCCAAACUCCACUCCUUCCUCGGCCUCAGCACAAACAUGUCCCCCAAGGCGCGCGUAAACACCCUGCUGGGCUACACCCCGCCCUUUGACCGCCACGACUGGGUCGUCGACCGCUGCGGCGUGCAGGUCGAGUACGUCAUUGACUUUUACGCCGGACGCCCCGACGCCCGCGGCAAGCCCAGCUUUUACUUGGACGUGAGGCCGAAGCUGAAUAGCUGGGAGGGCGUCAAGAUGAGGGCCCUGAGAGGCGUCGGGUUGGCUUGA